CGACCAAUGGCGAGCGGCGCGUUUGGGCGGGGCGGCGGAGGACGCGCGGCGCUGAUUGGCCGGCGCGGCGCGAGGGGCGGGGCCGGCGCGGGGGUGACAAGAUGGCGGCGGAGCCGGUGGAGCUGCACAAGCUGAAGCUGGCGGAGCUGAAGCAGGAGUGCCUGGCGCGGGGCCUGGAGGCCAAGGGCAACAAGCAGGACCUGAUCCAGCGGCUGCAGGCCUACCUGGAGGAGCACGCCGAGGAGGAGCCCAACGAGGAGGACGUGCUGGGAGAGGAGAUCGAGGAGGAGGAGCCCAAGGCCCCGGAGCCGCCCGUGAAGGUGGAGGAGGCGCCGCUGAAGUCGCCCGACGUGAUCCAGGAGAAGAAAGUGGUGAAAAUCUCCUCGGAAAUCUCCCAGAUGGAGAGGAUGCAGAAAAGGGCCGAGAGGUUCAACGUCCCCGUCAGCCUGGAGAGCAAAAAGGCAGCGAGGGCAGCACGGUUUGGCUUGGCCACAAUUCCCACAAAAGGGCUCUCAGCAGACUCCAAACCCACGAUAAACCUGGAAAAGCUCAAGGAAAGGGCUCAGAGGUUCGGCCUCAACGUCUCCUCCCUCUCCAAGAAGAGCGAGGAGGAUGAGAAGCUGAAGAAGAGGAAGGAAAGGUUUGGGAUCGUCACCGGGGCCGGGGCCGCCGAGGACUCCGAGGCAAAGAAGCGGAAAAGGGCAGAAAGGUUCGGGAUCGUCUGAGCUGCUCCGGCCUCUCCUCAGGUGGGCCUUGCCUGAACCCUUCCCCUGUUGAAGACUUGAGCUCCCAGGAGUUGGAAUUUCGGGAAUCUCCUCCCGGAGCCUUGGGAGCAGCGGGGCCGGGGCCAUUCCCGGAAUUCCGGGGCCAUUCCCAGCCCAAGAGAUUCUAUUUUUUUGGGAAUUCUCCUUUUCCACCCUCGGGAACCUCGGAGACUCCGGGAGGUUCCCAAGAUGUUCCUUCCCUUCCCAAAAAUCCUCAGUUUUUUCCCAGUUUUUUCCCGGUUUUUCCCGGGUUUUGUAUUCCCAGUUUUUUCUAUUUUCCCGGUUUUUCCCUCGGAAGGGUCGGGCUCUGCCCCUCAUCCCACGUUUCCCAAUAAAAAUCUUCCCUUUUCCAAGGAAA
Messenger RNA from Passer montanus (Eurasian tree sparrow), 1122 nucleotides. It is a transcript of the gene SARNP, whose product is annotated as SAP domain containing ribonucleoprotein. Lineage: Eukaryota; Metazoa; Chordata; Aves; Passeriformes; Passeridae. Gene Ontology annotation, biological process: poly(A)+ mRNA export from nucleus. The coding region runs from base 102 to 725 and encodes 207 amino acids. Gene Ontology annotation, cellular component: nucleus. The record is from RefSeq and is a predicted model, not a curated record. The transcript is spliced from 12 exons.